CGAAUUUCGCGGUCGCUCGGUGCUUCGUUUUGUUGAGCAGCGCAGGCGUUGCCCCUUUUUGAAUGUUUGUUUGUUUCGCAACCCUAUUACUCGUCGCGCAAACGACUCUCCUGCACGUCGUAGAGGUCCCAGUCGAGAGCGGCCCGUCGACGACAAUGCGCACCGAGGAGUAGUGGACCGGAGGGAAGGAAGAAAGAAAAAGGAGAAAACGCGGGAGAGAGAGAGCAGUGUGAAAGGUUCCCACGGGGGUGGUCCACACCCCCCCGCAGCGCUUCCAAGUGCAAAAGUUGAAGGACUGAAGGCAGAGGCACUGAAAUCGUUAGUGUGAAUGAACGUACACGGUCGCUGAGAGGAUAACAUUGGUGAAGUAUCUACGAGGCAGUAACCAUGGAGGACGCCCAUUGUAAAACUGUGGAUGAGGUGAUAAAUUACUUCAACGUCGAUCCUGACCAGGGAUUGAGUCUCGAUCAAGUGAAGAGGAACCAGGAGAAGUAUGGUCUCAACGAAUUGCCAGCCGAGGAGGGAAAGUCCAUCUGGCAACUCGUCCUGGAACAGUUCGAUGACCUUCUAGUUAAGAUUCUUCUAUUAGCUGCUAUUAUUUCUUUUGUAUUAGCCUUAUUUGAAGAGCACGAGGAUGCGUUCACGGCCUUCGUCGAACCCUUCGUCAUCCUGCUCAUUCUCAUUGCCAACGCUGUGGUCGGUGUCUGGCAAGAACGAAAUGCCGAGUCUGCGAUCGAGGCGCUCAAAGAGUACGAACCCGAGAUGGGUAAAGUUGUGCGAGGGGACAAAUCGGGCGUCCAGAGGAUUCGAGCCAAAGAGAUUGUACCCGGCGAUAUUGUAGAGGUGUCGGUCGGUGACAAGAUCCCGGCCGAUAUCCGUCUGUCCAAGAUCUUCUCGACUACCCUCAGGAUCGACCAGUCCAUUCUGACUGGGGAAUCAGUGUCUGUGAUCAAACACACCGACCCUGUGCCCGACCCACGCGCCGUCAAUCAGGAUAAAAAGAACAUCUUGUUCUCUGGUACCAAUGUCGCCGCCGGGAAGGCUCGCGGUGUUGUUAUUGGAACUGGUUUAAACACGGCUAUCGGUAAGAUCCGCACGGAGAUGUCGGAGACGGAGGAGAUCAAGACGCCAUUGCAGCAGAAGUUGGACGAGUUUGGCGAACAGCUGUCGAAAGUUAUCUCCGUGAUUUGCGUUGCUGUGUGGGCCAUCAACAUUGGCCACUUCAACGACCCGGCUCACGGCGGUUCCUGGAUCAAGGGUGCCAUUUACUACUUCAAGAUUGCCGUCGCUCUCGCUGUCGCCGCUAUUCCCGAAGGCUUGCCCGCUGUAAUCACGACUUGCUUGGCGCUGGGCACCAGGCGUAUGGCCAAAAAGAACGCCAUCGUACGAUCUUUGCCGUCUGUAGAGACUCUUGGUUGCACGUCCGUCAUUUGCUCCGACAAAACAGGCACUUUGACGACUAAUCAGAUGUCCGUCAGCCGAAUGUUCAUUUUUGACAAGAUUGAGGGUAACGAUAGCAGUUUCCACGAAUUCGAAAUUACCGGAUCAACUUACGAACCUAUCGGCGAGAUUUUCUUGAGAGGACAGAAGAUCAAGGGUUCUGAUUAUGAAACAUUGCAAGAGAUCAGUACAAUUUGCAUUAUGUGCAACGAUUCAGCUAUCGACUUUAACGAAUUCAAACAAGCAUUUGAGAAGGUUGGCGAGGCUACGGAGACUGCCCUGAUCGUUCUCGCCGAGAAAAUCAAUCCGUACGGAGUCUCGAAGAGCGGUUUGGAUCGCCGAGGCGGCGCCAUUGUCGUUAAGCAGGAUAUGGAAACGAAGUGGAAGAAGGAAUUCACGCUGGAGUUCUCUCGUGAUCGCAAAUCCAUGUCGUCGUACUGCGUGCCUCUGAAGUCGACGAAACUGGGAUCUGGAUCGAAACUGUUCGUCAAGGGUGCGCCGGAAGGUGUAUUGGACAGAUGUACGCAUUGCCGCGUCGGCGGUCAGAAGGUUCCUCUUACUUCAACCCUGAAGAACCGCAUCUUGGAUCUGACCCGCCAAUACGGAACUGGUAGAGAUACCCUGCGCUGCCUUGGUCUCGCCACCGCUGAUCACCCGAUGAAGCCCGACGAUAUGGAUCUGGGCGACUCCACUAAAUUCUACACAUACGAGAAGGAUCUCACGUUCGUGGGUGUAGUGGGCAUGCUUGAUCCUCCCCGCAAAGAAGUAUUUGAUUCAAUUGUAAGGUGCCGCGCCGCUGGCAUUCGCGUAAUCGUCAUCACCGGCGACAACAAGGCCACUGCUGAAGCUAUCUGCCGACGUAUCGGAGUUUUCGGCGAGGACGAGGAUACCACUGGCAAGUCGUACUCUGGACGUGAAUUCGACGAUCUGCCGAUGUCGGAACAGAAAGCGGCUUGCGCCAGAGCUCGCCUCUUCUCCCGCGUAGAACCUUCUCACAAGUCCAAGAUUGUAGAGUUCUUACAGGGCAUGAAUGAAAUUUCUGCUAUGACUGGUGACGGCGUGAACGAUGCCCCUGCCUUGAAGAAGGCUGAAAUCGGUAUCGCUAUGGGUUCUGGUACUGCGGUCGCGAAAUCAGCUUCGGAGAUGGUAUUAGCGGACGACAAUUUCUCUUCUAUCGUAGCUGCUGUAGAGGAAGGCCGUGCCAUCUACAAUAACAUGAAACAAUUUAUUCGUUACCUCAUCUCUUCCAACAUUGGCGAGGUCGUCAGUAUAUUCUUGACCGCCGCCCUUGGUCUUCCCGAAGCACUGAUUCCGGUCCAACUUCUGUGGGUCAACUUGGUCACUGAUGGUCUUCCAGCUACCGCUCUCGGUUUCAAUCCACCCGAUUUAGACAUUAUGAGCAAACCUCCCCGCAAAGCUGAUGAAUCUCUGAUUUCUGGAUGGCUGUUUUUCCGUUACUUGGCUAUCGGUGGAUAUGUAGGCGCUGCCACUGUCGGGUCGGCUGCUUGGUGGUUCAUGUACAGUCCUAAUGGCCCUCAAAUGAACUACUACCAAGUGACUCACCACUUGGCAUGUAUUGGCGGUGGAAGCGAAUUCAAGGGCAUUAACUGCAAGAUCUUUGCCGAUCCUCAUCCCAUGACUAUGGCUCUCUCUGUGUUGGUCACUAUUGAAAUGUUGAAUGCCAUGAACAGCUUGUCCGAGAAUCAGUCCCUCAUCUCCAUGCCGCCUUGGUCCAACAUGUGGCUCAUCGCAUCCAUGGCUCUUUCUUUCACACUCCAUUUCGUCAUCCUGUACGUCGAUGUUCUUUCGUCCGUAUUCCAAGUGACCCCGCUAACGUUUGAAGAAUGGGUUACCGUUAUGAAGUUCUCCAUUCCAGUGGUACUUCUCGACGAAACCUUGAAGUUCGUUGCCAGAAAGAUCACAGACGGUGAGAAUCCAAUUUACACCGUGCAUUGGAUCGUUCUAAUGUGGGCUGUGUUCUUUGGACUGUUGUUUAUCUGUCCCAUAUAGAACGUCCGUGAAAUAAUAAUAUUAGUCUAGCAGACGAUGUUUUUUUCCUAUGGAAAAGCAUCCGCGACUAAAUCCUUGGACUCGCAAUUGCAUUUAACCGAAGCUCUUCCCACCGUGACGCGGGAAGGCGCGAGAUAAGUUAUUAACAGAGUGCGUUCAAGUGAGAUUUUAACAAGUUUGACUGUUGUGCAUGGUGUUAGUACGAUCAUAUAUGAAAUAUGCCACCAAGGCCCACCAUGCCCGCAUCACACACCGUACCCUGACGUCGCUCAACGAUCACGGGUUUCGAGUGGCAUCGAGUGAUCUAAGAGAGACCCCGUCGUAAAUCAAAGAUUGUGAUCGUUAAAUUAUUUUCUACGAGUGCCUUUUGAACAUUGAAUUUCCUCUGCAACAAACACGAAACUGUUCAUAGAUGUUCUUUCCGAUAUAGAUAUUUCCAAUAAUUAUGUUCGACGUCCCGAUCCUUUCCUCUUGUUGCACAAUUAUUUAUACUUUUUUUUUCAUCAUGCACGUUUCAGUAUAAUUAGCAACAGGUAAAUUAUCUGGUAAUUGUUUGGUAAUUAGCGGAUCCUAAUAAUGCACUAACGCAGUUAAAAUCCAAAUUAAUUUAUGCAUGUCUCUCGUCUGUGUUUCUCGUCGAUUAGUAAUGCUACGACAUAAACUUUUAUAUCUUUGCAUGUUCGAGGUGUAUUAUUGAUCUUGGUCGAUUUGGAAAGUACAAAGUAGUUCGCCCGCUAACUAUACGGGGGGUAGUAACUUCGGUUUCGGCGCAUACAUGCGCACUUACGACGUAUCAUUUUCGUAGCGUAAUACGCGCGUUUACACAAUGAAGACAAUAAAACAUUCGGCAGAAACACAGAUGAAACGGAUAGUAGCAGUAGUAUUAUAUUUGUCUCCUGAUUUUAUAUUUUCAGGCUUAAUUUAAUGCACGCACGCAACAAAUUAGCAUUCAACAUUCGGUUUACGCGAUUAACAUACAAUCUCUAUACAUUUACACUUCUUUUUCGUUGCUUUCAAUGUUGCUUAUUAUAAAUCACAUUUAUUAAUGAAUUCUUAGUGUCUGGUGUGCCUCUUUCUACUCUGAAGUCAGAACUGGAGCUGUCUGAGCGUUUGCUGAAAUUUCAAGGAAAUGCGAGGACUUCGCACUAACGGAUCUCAUUUUGUAUUCUGCAUACCGUGUCUUCCUUCCCGUAGAGAUAAUGCAUGCACGGUACAAUUAACACAGCACGUUCCGUAAGAUCCUUUCUCGUUGUAAUCUAUUCUUUUCAAAUGUACUGCCCUCUGCUGUGCCACGCGAUCAAUCGGUCAUUUUAACUUGGCGCAUCUUUCACAUUCACGUUAGGAUAUAUUCUUAACAUUCACGCGAAAAUGUAAAACUUAAUUUUUUAUCGGACGAUGUAUCUUUGCGAGUUAUUCUUCUAUCGCGACUUUGUGUCGUAGACGCUGCGCGACAAAUGUAAAGCGAGAUUUUGUAAAUAUCCACAUCAUGAUAUAUUUUUAUUGGGUAUAGAUGAUAGCGAAACAGAUUGCGACAAAAUUAGCGAGGCGUAUCGCGACUGGCACAGCGGGGCUUCUUCUGAUUUCUCGCAUUGGUUCGCGAACACAGCAUCUGUCCCCUGUGUGUAUAAACCCGUACGUGUGAGUUAUGCAUUUGAAAGAUUUACGCAAUGCAACAGAUUCGCGUAUAUCGCUAAUUUCUGGAUAUGGACUGCAAAGACUCGUAAGUGUAAGAUAAGGCAAAUCGUUAAGCAGAGGAAAAUAGUUGACCUCAUUACCUCUCUCGUACGCUCGAAACUGACGGGGCAGUCCAUAGAUUUUCUAGUGAAUUCGCUCAUGUUAAUAUCUGAGCAGUGCUCCGAACGCAAACACACUCAUCGUCGGGAUUGAUUAUCCAUUUUUAAUCAACGGUGAUGUCGAGUAGCUAUUGCGUUAAUUAUAAAAUUAAUUCAACGACGCAUCGAUUUUUUUUUAAAGUAAAUUUGUCCUUGAUGAUAGUAUUUAGCGAUAGUUGGGCGCAUCUCUUUUCUAUAUUCCUGGCUACCGAAAAUCUUUUUGUAUUUAAUUUCUUUCUCAAACAUGUAGAAGAAUUAGUUUACUUUUACCUAGUCGUCUCCUAAAUUACUUCAAAUAUCGAGACAUUUAAGAUGUGUGUAGACGAUCUAAUUUGAUUAGUUGAAUAAAAUCGGAAAGGUCGAUUCUUUUAUCGGCAACGAAAAAGGGACGAGAUGUGCUAAACGCAUAGUAAAAGAAAGUUUGACUAGCGGCAUUUAUCAUGUGUAGAAUUUCGUCAAGGAUCGGCGAUAAUCCUGCUUCAUAGAACCGCACUAGUUUUAUUGAUAAAAGGUCAUUUGUUUGUGCGUAAGGGACCUUCCCCGUUUGUCGUCUCACUUCCAACCAACGUCGCGGUCUCGCACGACGAUCGCCGAUUCUUCGAGAUUUGGGAGCAAGCUCCCUAAUUAGUCGAGGAUAGUUCUCGAUUGAGUGAACGCGAAUUCGGUCACUGCCUUAGCCACAUAACGAAACGAAUAAUCGGUGUCGUCACGAGUACGUGGGCCUUCGAUACAUCUGGCUGCUUAGUCAGUUCAUCCCUUGCAGCGUGUCCUGUCGGCGGAAGCGACCGCUAAUAAAAGAGGGAAGAUCGAAUUCGAUUAAGUGCUGAUAGAAAUGGCAACUUCUCGAUUCUUUCUUUCCCGUUUGCCGACGUGAAGCCGUCGUCCUUUACGAGACGACAUUUCUAACUUUGCUCUCCUGCUGCGUUCGAUUAAAAAAAGAAAAAUAUGGAUAAUCGGUAAGAGGGCAAGAGAGUCGUGUCGUCUUGUGAAAGACCGCGGGUGUAAGCGGUCCGCGCUUCCGCUUCCGGCAGCGCACGGUCCAAGGUGUCAUCCGGAUCCUCGUAGAGAUCGGCGCGAAGUCAGCGCGCGAGACGCAGCGCACGCGAGACGCUCCUCCGCGAAACACGUGCAAACGCAACAAGACUGACGAUGUGUUCCGGAGAGAGGCGGACGCGUCCGCUGCGUUCUCUUCUCCCUCUCUUCUCCUCCCCCCUUCGGCGCACGACGCACGAUUUAAUUUAAUUGCGCCGCACCCCGCGGCUUCAGGAAAUCGGCCGCGGUCGCGCGGCGCGACAUUGUAAUAUAAUUAAUUAAUUGAUUAGUAACGGUUAAGGCGUGAUACUUUGGUAUGGGCAUAAUUAAAACUUAAUCAGACCGAACGAGUUAGCGCUGCCGCACUAACGAACUUGUGUCUCGAGUAGUGUUUCGUUCCGCAAUUUAAUUUUUAGCGCGAGACAAUUAAACCACCGGCUUUGCGUCCCGCGAUCGAUACCUGUGUCGCGACGUUUGUCAUCGAUAUCGCGGGGAAAGGUCGUGGGAAAGGCUCAUCCGCGGCGAGACGACGACAAAAAUCAUCGCGGGAUGCGUGCGCGAGAUAUAUUUAACUAUCGCCGGUGAAUGGAAUUCAUUCUGGCGUGGACCUCUUCUUCGGGAGCGUUGACGUUAACUGAGGGGCCCUCGGAGACCGAUCUCGAAUUUCUUCAAGAAUAAUCUCCGGGUCCCGGCGCGCUCGCCACUAUCGUGUUCACCCUCCGUGCCCGCGGGACAAUGGGUGCACCGCUCAUCCGGAUGUUCGGACGCGCGAUCGGGUUAUCGCGUUAUAAUUGACGCAGUUAUCGCGGCACAGGUACGCGUGCGGGGCUCAAUGCCGGCGCGAGGAGUCUAAACGCAGUUCUCUAUGACGCUCAAUAAGUUCGACGAAAUUGAUCGGGGGGGCCCGGAUGCAGAGGACCAGCCGAGCGACGGGUCUCGAAGGAAACGCGCGACGAACAGCUGCGGAAUCGCUGCAGCGAUUCGCCGAAAGUCCGGUGUGAUCUCGACAAAGCGGAUAUGCUACUCCUUCUAAUCAAAUCGAAGAAGACGUUGCUUUCUCUUUCUUCCUUUCUUUUUCUUUCAACUCGGUUUACUCGAGACUCGUCGCUCGUUGUCCCCUCGCGUCCGGAUCUCCAACUUCGUCCACGAUUUAUCUGUAAGUACUUGAGUGUGCGUUGUAUUGCAAUAUAUUUUACGUUGACCGAGAAUGACGGGGUAGUGCCAUCACGACGAAAGUACACUGCGCGAUGUCACGCAGAUAUCGAUGCGACCAAAAGACGCAAUCCUCAGCAGUCCCGUUCCGUGUUGAGGUGUAAUGCCGUGUAAAAGGAAGAAACGAUUCAUAUUUAUUCUCUUUGCGUAUUAUAUUUAUUAAUUGUAAUUUAUUGAUCGCCGCGAGACGAAUUGUAUACGCGCGCCGAUUGAUUAAUUAAUCAGCCCGAGUCGGCGGAGACGCUCGGCAUUGAUCCUUGCGUGACGUUGACCCUCGAACGCGGUGUCCAGCGAUGAUGAGACUACGAUCGCGUCGUUUCCUUCAGGAAGUACCUAUUUCUCUAACGAUAACGAAGUAAUAUUAAUAUUAUUAACUUAUGGAAUACUAUGACAUCGAGUGAUUUCGAUACACCUCGCCGCGGACCCCGCGGCGACGGAUAGAACAUAAUUCCGGGUGCGAAUCGGACGUGAAUCAUAGAGACGAGGACGGAAGUAUAGACAAAAGAAAAGGAGAAAUAAAGAGAAAUUGUACACACGAA
Molecule: messenger RNA, 8065 nt
Organism: Vollenhovia emeryi
Lineage: Eukaryota; Metazoa; Arthropoda; Insecta; Hymenoptera; Formicidae
Gene: SERCA
Product: calcium-transporting ATPase sarcoplasmic/endoplasmic reticulum type
Exons: 13
Coding region: 388-3450 (1020 amino acids)
Biological process (GO): calcium ion transmembrane transport; intracellular calcium ion homeostasis
Cellular component (GO): membrane
Molecular function (GO): P-type calcium transporter activity; ATP binding; ATP hydrolysis activity
Source: RefSeq, a predicted model, not a curated record